AUGAGUUCAAAAAAAAUUGUUAAAAAAUUUUGGUUUCGUGAUUUAUCCUCUGCUAACAGCAAUUUGAAGUUAUUUCAAAGAUAUAAUGGCACUUAUUUCCUACAUGAUGAUGGAUAUAAUUUGAAUGUUUUAUCUUCUCAUGGUCAAUUAAAUCAGGAUUUAGGUUUUUUCUUGUGGUUAAAAAUCAAAGAUAUGGAGGGUGAUGUAUGGGUUACCCUAAUACCCAGAUAUUCUGUUUUGACCAAACUUGGCAAAAAUUUUCUUAGGUUGUCAAUUGAGAAAGGCCUAAAUAAAGAAUCUGAUUCUCUUUUAUAUACUUGGGAAGACUAUGGAGAUGAUUGUACUUUUAAGAUCAACAAUAUCAUUAGGUCUAACACUUCAAAUAAUAUGUUUAAUUUGCAAUAUAAUUUUGAUUUUAAUGGGAAAAUAUCUGUUCCAUAUUUAUUAGGAUUUAACAAAAUUGAAAAUGUUAAUUAUCUUUGUGGAUUAGUUCUUUCAUCUUAUCCAAAUUUAGAAAAUAAUGAUACAAAUACCUCAUCAAUAAAUUAUGCCAUUCCUCUUUCACAUCAUCUUCAAGUAAUAGAAAGAGCCUGUAAGCAUCAAGCAUUAGCUCUCGGUUCUUCCUCUGAAGAAGUCCAGUAUGGAAUAUAUGUUCAACCAGAAGGAAUAGAUAUGGAUCCACAAUCAGCUCAAGCACUUCUUAUAAAAUAUCAAUCAACUAAAAAUGAAAUUUAUUCAUUAAAAAAAAAAUUUAAAAAAUUAACGGAAAAUUUAGAACAAUUAAAG
This is a messenger RNA of Entrophospora sp. SA101, 786 nucleotides long. Lineage: Eukaryota; Fungi; Glomeromycota; Glomeromycetes; Entrophosporales; Entrophosporaceae. The record is from the annotation of a GenBank genome assembly.